Podarcis lilfordi (Lilford's wall lizard) is the source of this 25628-nucleotide messenger RNA. Lineage: Eukaryota; Metazoa; Chordata; Lepidosauria; Squamata; Lacertidae. The record is from the annotation of a GenBank genome assembly.
AUGCUGCUUAACACCAUAGUCAGUACAGUAAAGUUUAAAAGCCACAAUUAAGAUAAAAUCAGUUAGAAGUAGCUGUGAACUUUUUUUGAUGUUACAGUUUUAUCUUCUGUAAGCCAACUUCUUUUCCUCAUAAGCACUCCCAUGCAUUUAAUAGACAGAAAUUCAGCAGCAGAAGCUUUUCCUGGAGCUGCAUCUCAAUGCAGGGGAAAAACUUUACCUGCUGAAUUCCUGUCUGUGAAAGGCACAGGGCAGGAGGUGCCUGGGGAGAGGAAAAAGAAAAGGUCACAAGCCUACAAGCAGAAGUUUUGUAAAUUCCUGAAGAAUAAAAGAAGUAGAGAAUGUGGGAACAGGAGAAGGCAAUUACUACUUUUACCACUUAAAGUCAAAAUAGACAUCUAAGGUGUUCGCAAGUUAUAAAACCCAAUUACACAACGUGUAAAAAUGUAAAUCCAUACAGAUCUCCUCUUGAUUCACAGCAUCCUGUUAGUCCAUUUAGCUCAAAAGGUAUGAAAUUAGGACAACCUCCCUAACAGCUCCUGAUGGUGUGACUAGGAGCAGGUGAGAUACCAGGAACCAAGAAGCAAUAUAAAGUGUUCUCAUCUGUUGCAAGGGAGAGGCAACUUGGGUGGGAGGCUGCUAGGGGAAACUCUUAGGGGAGAGAGUACAGUAAUAGAAUCAUGUCUUCCCCAUCUUUUGCAGGGUAAGUCAAUUUUAUUUUUCUUAGUGUGUCUUUGGGCCUGGGGGGGCAGUGUUGUUUGUUUUCUGUAAGAGAGGUCUUCAUUGUAAAAAGAGUCAGGUUGUGUUCUAGAUUAGAAAGGUUAUGUAAAUAAUUAUCUGGUGUAACAGCAUUUUGCCCUACUGGUUCUUAUCUAUCGGUAGGGAGAGGACAGUUAGGGAGUGUGGAGGGUCUUCUAAAACUCCCAAACUUUUUAUGCUCAUGUAGUCUUUUAACUGCCUAACUAGGGGGGAGUUCCUGUCCCCCUGGAAAUUGUGGGUGCUGUAGUAUAGUGGCUAUCAUGCCUGUUUUACAUGUGGGUUUGGGAUGUGAGCCCAAUGGAAGCCAGUUUCAUUUUAUGAGGAAAGGGUAGAGCAUCAAUUCCUGGCACCUCCAGGUAGGUUUAGGAGAGGCUCCUACCUGAAACCCGGGAGAGCUUCUGCCAGUCAGAGUGGACGCUACAGAGCUGGAUGGACCAAGGUUUUGACUCUGCAUAAUGCAGCUUUGGGACGCGGAUGGUGCUGUGGGUUAAACCACAGAGCCUAGGACUUGCCGAUCAGAAGGUCGGCGGUUCGAAUCCCUGCAACAGGGUGAGCUCCCAUUGCUCAGUCCCUGCUCCUGCCCACCUAGCAGUUCGAAAGCACGUCAAAGUGCAAGUAGAUAAAUAGGUACCGCUCCGGCGGGAAGGUAAACGGCGUUUCCGUGCGCUGCUCUGGUUUGCCAGAAGCGGCUUAGUUAACAUGACCCGGAAGCUGUACGCCGGCUCCCUCGGCCAAUAAAGCGAGAUGAGCGCCGCAGCCCCAGAGUCGGCCACGACUGGACCUAAUGGUCAGGGGUCCCUUUACCUUUACUUUAAUGCAGCUUCAUGUGUUUCCUAUGGAAUUUGAAAAUCUGCUCACUUGACCCCAGAAGUUUUCUAGUGCCUCCUUGGAAACAACCAUAUUGUUAAGUAAAGAAUCACAUCACUGAAUCGAGGGGGGGUUGUUGCGGGGAGAGACAGAACGGGUCUGUAAUAAAAAGGUUGUACUGUGGAUCAGAGCAUUCUUGAGCUGCAUUUCCUAGUCAUAGAAUCUUACAACUGUAGAGCUGGAAGGGACCAGGAGGGUCAUCUAGUUCAACCCCCUGCAAUGCAGAAAUCUUUUGCCCAGUGUGGAGCUUGAACCCACAAUUCUCAGAUAAGUCACAUUCUCUACCCACUCAGAUAUUCUGUCUUUUCUUCCUCUCCCCUGUCUACCCCCUCCCUGCCCUAGACAAGGUCAGCAUCCUGAGACCCCGAGCAUGAUCUGGACACAAUAGUUGAGCUUUUUUAGCCAAAGUUGUUGAGUUUUGGGGUUUUUUUGGAAAAUUGCAAAAAAAAAAAAAGACACUUCUGAGCUAUUUUUAAGGAACACCGGCAAAAACAACACUACUGACAUGGGUUGCCAUAUGUCCUGAUUUGCCCAGACAUUUUGCCGAUUUCCUCCCGGACACUGCUUCCAACUACAGUAUUCCAUGUAUGUAUGGGAAUUUCUGGAAGUAUGGCAACCCCACGUCGGUGUAGACAACACUGAGCUAGCUGCACCAAUGGUCUGACUCAGUACAAGAAAUGCACGUAACAAUCCUUUUAUUCAGCAAAGCUGAAAUCAUGAAAUAUACUCUCCUACUGACAUGCAUGCUUGUCAUAUGAUUUCAGCUGACUCUGUUGGAGAGGGCUUUUCAUUAUGAGGCGGGCGUGUUCUCUAACUCUUUAGCAGUUUAAAAAUAGAUAUUAUACAGGAAAUUCAGAGUGCAUGGGAAGACAUGUAUUUGCAAUACAAAAGGGGCUUCUGCAAAUCACAUUUUAAGCUGUACACUUCAUAAAGGCAAUAAGAAAAGCCGCUGAGGCUGCAAAUCUAUAUCCAUUGGGGAAUUACUCCUACUGAACUCAGUUUAUUGUUGUAUUUAUAUCCCAUAUGUACAUAGUUCUCUAUUUCCCUCCCUGCCUUUUCUAACUCCUGCCAUCACAGCUGACUCUCUCAAUGGGAUUUUAUUCCAAGGCUGUGUACACACAUUAAAUUUAAAGCACAUUACUUUCCUCAAAGAAUUAUGGGCACGGUAGUUAGCAUCUUAGUAUUGCCAUUCCUAACAAAACUACAGUGCCCAGAAUUAUUUGAGGGGAGAAAUGGUUAGUCCAGGUCUUGAGAUCUCAAAAUGUUGCUUACAGUCUUUCUCUUCUUUGAAUACUCUGAGAUUUGGACACCUGGCAUUUUCAAUACUGUGCUCAACUCUUCCUCUAGAGAAGGGCGAUUAGAAAUAAACUGUUGGGUUGUUUUUUUUUUUUAAGGUUUCUUUCUUUCUUGAAGCUUGAAUGCCUUUUUGAACCUUAAACCUGAAAGUUUCCCAGCCUGAGGUGUGAUUUUUGCUUUGGACUACAACUCCCAUCAGCCACAAGCAGCAGUAUGGCUGCAGCUGAUGGAACUUGUAGUCCAAAAGAUCUGCAAGACACCAGGUUGGGAGAAGUCUGUUUUAUACCAUUUUGUCCUCUUCUCUCCUGCUGUCCUGAGAUCUUUGGAUCUUUCCAUAGGUUAGAGGGGGCUACACAUGCAUACAGCUAGAGAUCUUAUUGCUUAGUCCCUACUCAAAUGGGGCUGUGGUGUGUGAUGCUCUCAUAACCUCUCUCCUGUGUCUUAAAGUAAAAGCCAAACUGAUUCAAUUUCUGUCUCUUGGUUUCCUUAUUUAGGAUAGCCCUGCUUUGUAUGUGUCUGUCUCAAGCAGUAGAGUCGAUCCCCUUCCCCCCAGGUGAGCAUCAGGUCUUUCUGCCAAUGCGCUUGAGAGUAAAACUAAGAGAGAGGGUGUGGGUGGGUCGGCAAGUGUCCUUCAUUCUCACCAUCUCCUUUGUGUGGUGCAAAUAUCGGCUUCAAUAUUCAGUGUUUCUCAAACUUGGGUCCCCAGUUGUUGUUGGACUACAAAUCCCAUCACCCCUAGCUAGCAGAACCAGUGGUCAGGGAUGAUGGGAUUUGUAGUCCAACAGCAGCUGGGGACCCAAGUUUGAGAAACACGGGCUGUAUUUUGGGAAAAAGCUACUUUGGGCAUCUCCCCAACAUGUCUGCUCAGCGUUUCUUGAACAGCACAGCUCCCUAAUGCAACAGUUAGCGUUAGUGGAAUUCAGUACCCUUCAAUACUGUUCUGUCAACCCGUAUGCACUUGGAUCUGCUGGUCUGUGACUGGAUUCCUAUGUGUACAGCCCUGGGGGUAGUGUCUAAAGCAGAGAAGAGAGACCUGCGAUGUUGUCAAAGUGGUCUGUGGAGGUGGGGGGGAGAUCAGGAUCCAGCCUACUGACCAGAUCCAGAACUCCACUCCUAAAGCGGAUGUGAGGGAGGAGUGUGUUUGCCUGCUUGUUGGGGCAGAAGGGCAGUUGGGAUUCCUUGAUAGAGAAACAUUUUCUUUCCCGGAAGGUGCUGCGCGGACAGAAUGUCGGGGCCGUUAUUUCUGGAUAUGGAUGGACAAGGCUGCCUUGGGCCAGAAUUUGUGGCAUUACAGCAUCUUCAGUAAGUACGGAGUGUUUCCUUUGAAAAGGAGAAGUGCUAAGGCAGCCGUCUCUUGAUAUCGUGCCUUUGGGUCCUUGGGACUACAACUCCCAUCAGUCUGAGCCAGCAUGGCUGCUGGGAGUUGUAGUCCAAAAACAUCUGGAGUGAAUACCGGGGAAGGCUGUGGUCAAAGGUUCACUCCUGAUCCCAGGAACACAGAGGCUGGCUGUGAUUUCUCUGCGGUAGGAAAGGAGUUGUCUGCGCAUGCUCAGAGGCACUCUUUACUUUCCCCCCAAGCUAACUAGUGGCUGAAACUGAACCCUGGAAAUCACAAGUAAGUGGUAUCUUGGGGUACCAGAGUAACUUCUGCCAUAUGGAAUCAGCCCCUCUCCCAGUGGAUUGCCAAGAGAUUGAAUCGGCUGGUUGGCAGCACAAGAGGAGGAAAUUCUGCCAGUGCAAAUUUUCUUGCUGAAAACAGUGUCAACUGGGGCUGGGGGACCUCAGACUCAGGGAAUUGGAUGUGGCCCUCUUGGCAUCUCUGCCUGGCCCUUGGGGCUUUCCCCAGACCCCCUCCCCUCUGUCGUACCCUCCUUGAGUGUUUGUUGCCUGGCACUGAAUUCUGACAAUGCCUCUUUUUUUUUUUUAAAUGAUAUUUAUUAAAUUUUCAGAAAAAAAGAAUUACACAAAAACAAGAAAAGUAAAAACAAAAAACAGAAGUAAAAAUACAAGAAAAAUACAAGAUACAAAGUACAGAAUAAAAGAAUAAAAAACACUUAAAGAAGAAAAAAAGAAAAAUAGAUCAAUUUUUCCAUACCUUACAUUCAUAUCCUUGUUUCCCUGACCUCCUCAUACCUCCCUUUUUUGUAUUCCAGUUCAAUUAAUUAAUUAAUUCAGCAAUUUCUUUCCCUCUUUAUUUUCUCAUAAUCCUUGAAUUCUGACAAUGCCUCUUGCCUUCCUGGAUGGAGCAUAGAGAAGUGGUGUGUGGAAAUUCACCUACCUUUCAGAGCUAGAAUGUGCAUUCUUUACUCCACCCACCCUUACUUCUGGCCCUGCCCUCCACUCACAUGUGGCCCCUGGAAGGCAGCUCUGCGGCUGCCCUCAGACUCAAAAAGUUUACCCAUCCUUGUUGGAUGCCUGAAACAGGGUACUCUGUUCAUGCAUCCCUGCUGAGGUGGGUAACCAAGAUCCAGUUGCUGCAAGGAAAGUUGAGCAUGAUGCAGGAAGGUCUAUUGGGAGGGUGUUUGUGUGUCUGUGUGUGUGUUCUGAUUUUUUUUACCUGAUAGAAUUAACCUGCUUCCUUUUGUCCCUAGAUGAGCAGAGACAGCGCAUCCCCGUAACGGGGCAUGUUGCCUCUCAGUGUGGCUUCACCAGUGGCACCGACUUGUAUGGCAACCCUGAGAUUAGAGUUUCCUUCCUGGCCUGUUCGGUCCGCAAUUCGGUAAGCAGAUGAUUCGCUUUCUUGUUAAUGGUGUCCUUGUAAACGUCUUUAAAAAGCAAAAUGGCAUGCUUAAAUCUUGCGACAGCUGAGGCAUAACGAAUGGUGCAGGAUACAUCAUGCACUUUAUUUUUAUUUUUUAAAUCUUAGUCCUCUGCUUCCCAGGCAGGUGGUCUCAAAUUCAUUCUGGCCCUGCCUGGAUGGCAGGCAGGAAAACUCUGUUACAGGAUCGGCUAUGCUGCUAAACCCUUCGGAAGGGGCAGGGGUCAUGCGAUCAUGGCAAAAUAGGACAGGGAGCUGCCUUAUUCCGAGUUAGACCGUUGCUCCAUCUAAUACAGUGUUGUCGACACUGACUGGCAGCAGAAAAUGGGCAGGCUUGGGUUUCAUCCUAUUGCCAUCAUCUCUCUUUGUGCAGCCUAAUAAGCACUUUGCUGGGUGUGGCUAAAGUUAACCCUGGUCCAGUAUUGCUGGUGCCAAAUGCCAGCAGGCAGGAGAGAAUCUGUGCACCUCUGAACCUGCCAUGUGAUUUGUCCCCAUUUCCCAUCUGUUAAGCCAAGGUGAGGCCCAGGGUCCAAAUGCGGCUCUCUAAUCUUCUUUAGGGAUGCGGGUGGCGCUGUGGGUUAAACCACAGAGCCUAGGACUUGCCGAUCAGAAGGUUGGCGGUUCGAAUCCCCGUGACGGGGUGAGCUUCUGUUGCUCAGUCCCUGCUCCUGCUAACCUAGCAGUUCGAAAGCACGUCCAAGUGCAAGUAGAUAAAUAGGUACCACUCCGGCGGGAAAGUAAAUGGCAUUUCCGUGCGCUGCUCUGGUUCGCCAGAAGCGGCUUAGUCAUGCUGGCCACAUGACCCGGAAACUGUAUGCCGGCUCCCUUGGCCAGUAAAGUGAGAUGAGCGUCGCAACCCCAGAGUCGGCCACGACUGGACCUAAUGGUCAGGGGUCCCUUUACUCUUUACCUUUAAUCCUCUUUAUCUGCCCCAGAGCACCACCACCGAUCAGCCAUUUUUAAGGAGCAUUCUCGCCUGGCUGAAAUGUGCUUAAACUUUGUAAUGUUUCUUCCUGGAUGGAGGAACAAGAGUGUGGGUCUUUGUGGCCUGAUGUAGAAAGGUGAAAUUUACAUUUGUAACCGGGGCUUUUUUCAGGGGGAACUCACCGCAACUCAGUUUUGGCACGUCUCAGGUGGGUGCCAUUGCCAUUCUAAGAGAAAGAGGUGUUCAUGGUGAGUUUUCGCACCUCUUUCUCUAGAAAAAUAGCACUGUUUGUAACACAGAAGCUUAAUAACAAUUUAAAAAAAACAUGGCAGUGCCCAAAAUGGUGAUUUUUGUCGUUCAUGAGGAGAUAAAAAGUUCAAGAGUUUGAGGCCACAUUCACACCAUACAAGUUGAGCGCUAUACAGUGGUACCUCGGGUUAAGUACUUAAUUCGUUCCGGAGGUCCAUACUUAACCUGAAACUGUUCUUAACCUGAAGCACCACUUUAGCUAAUGGGGCCUCCUGCUGCUGCCGCGCCGCUGGAGCACGAUUUCUGUUCUCAUCCUGAAGCAAAGUUCUUAACCUGAAGCACUAUUUCUGGGUUAUCGGAGGCUGUAACCUGAAGCGUAUGUAACCUGAAGUGCAUGUACAGUAACCCGAGGUACCACUGUAAUACCACUUUAAAUAGUCGUGGUUUCACCCACAGAAUUCGGGGAUUUGUAGUUCCCUUCACAGAGCUACGAUUCCCAGAGUUUCCUGUGAAGAGGUUCUGACUGUUAAACCGCUUUGGGAAUUGUAGUACUUUGAGGGGAUGAGGCGUCCCCUAAAAACUCUCAGCACCCUUAACAAGCUACAGCUCCCAGAAUUAUUUGGGGGAAAUUGUGGCCAUUUAAAAUGGUAUCAGGAUGCUUUGAAUGUUAUGGUAUGGAUGCAGCCUAGGGCAGGCAAAUGCUACUGAGGGGACGAACUUGAAAAAUGGGGGAGAAAAUGAGAUUUCCUUUCUGUCCAGUUUGACCAGGAGUUCAGCCUCCAGCUCCAGGUGGAGGUAACCAGUCCAGCGAACUUGACGGCCACUUACGACGUCUUUAUGAACUGCCCCCUUGGUGCCCCAUGGAGCCCCCGCGAGAUCGUCUGUGAGGAAAACUACAUGGAGGUGAGUGGAGGUGGAAGAAAAAAACUGCAUCCUUUUCGUGUAUCAAAGCAGGUUUGGCAGGAACCCCAAAACAUGGGGGUGGCUAUGCUGAGGAUCUUUCUAGACGAGAGAGAGAGAGAGAGAGAGAGAGAGAGAGAGAGAGAGAGGUGGGAUCAGGUUAACCAAUUAACCGAUGAAUUAAGAUUUGUUUUGAGUGGCAAACUAUUGAGCUGGCUCCUUUGCGCCUAUCUAUUUUUAUUGAUAGUUUUAAGUAUCGCAAGGACAAAGCUCUUGCAUAAGGUAAUUAGAAAUGCAGUAUAUUGCAUUUCAAUAAACAAUCAUUUAAAGCAGCAGCUUAAGCGCUGCGCACAGACUUGCAGCAUACCACUGUGAGCUUCCUGCUGCCAUUUUAAGAAAAAGCAUUUCAACCCAGAAAAAAAGGGUUUCCCCCCCCAAGACCCUUUUGAAAGCCGGUAGCGAAGUAACCGUGUGCAAAUCGCUUGAGAGGAAGUUCAUGCUGCUUAGUCUGUACAGCCCUUGUACAACUCACAGAGAACGAAACUGGAUAGCUCGGCUGGUUAGCGUGGCGCUAAUAAUGCCAAGGUUGCAGGUUCGAUCCCCUUAUGGGGCAACUGCAUGUUGCUGCACUGCGGGGGGCUUGACAAGCUGAUUCUCGGCCCCCUUCCAACUCUACAAUUCUAUGAAAACUGGAAUUGGUUGGCUCUUCUAUCAUUGGUUCUGGUUUCUCCUAUUCUUGGCCUCCCUGCUUUCUGCCCUACUGGUUCCAAAUGGGCACCAGCAACCACUGAAAGUGAGGCCACCACCAAGAAGGCCCCAUCUCCUGCCUGCACAGCUGCUUGAUCCUGCAGUUGGGCUUCUGAGCAGGGCAAAACUGUUCGUAAAAGUGCAGGUAGGGGAUGUGUUAGCGAAGGCAAUCUUUCAGAUCUAGAGAAGAAUGGUGCUGCAAAACCUCUCCUGAAUCUGACCAUCUCUGUCGUGGCUCUUGGAAACUGCACCUUGAGAGUGCUGUACCGGAUGCUUUUAUGGACUUAACACCUAACACAGGGCUGUGGUUGCAGGUCUCCGUCCGACGGGCAGUCCCAGGAAUAGCUAGCGAGGCUCUGAAUGAAGACUGGAUUGCAGUGUGGCCUGUGGUAAGGAUUUUGAGGGACGAAGGGGGCAGCAGAAGAUAUUCUUGAUAAGAGGGAAGUAGAAGGAGAAGGCUGGAUGGAUUGCUUCAGGGAAGUAAAUAAUGAGCUUGUGUUGUCCAGGGUCAGCCCUAACAUUAGACCAAGUGAGGUAGUUGCUCUUUCGGGCAAUUUCGGGUAUUGGAGGACAGAGCUCUCUGUGUGUGCCAGGCUGUUGGCCAUGCACCCUCGAAGCCAGCUCUGAUGCCCUCUGGGGCAGUGAAUGGCUCUGCCCUUUCCCCAGCCCAGCUGAAAAGUCAAACUGGUCAGCUUUGGUGGGGAGGGCACUAUCUUAUUUUCUGACUUAGACACCAAAAUGUCCUGCAUUGGCUCUCUCCCACUGGGUAUGGGGGGGGGACCCUUGAGAUGUUGGACUACAAGUCCCAUCAUCCCUCACCAUUGGCCAAGCUAGCUGAACCUCAUGGGAGUUGUGGCUGGCUCUCGAGAGACAAUGGAGUGCGCCUCCGGGGGUGAAAGCCAACUGCUGUAUUAGCAACACCAAAGUGACCUCUCUGGGGUACCUAGAGGCCCUGUGUGUCAUUGGGAAGGCAAGUGGGUUGAUUCCAGUCUCUGUUUAAACUCUCCCCUCGUGGGUUUGCCUUCUGUAGGCCCAAGGGGCUGUGAACCAGGUGUGGCAGGUGGCUUUCCACUAUCAGAACGGCUCCCUGCAGAACAUGAUGGCCACCGAAGCACAUGCCUUGGGCUACGGCGUCAACACCACGGCUACCCGCGUCCUUUUCCGCACUCCCUACGGAACCCAGCAGACCGAAGUCUCCCUGGUAAGGAGAAAGAGAGAGAAAACGUCUGUGUCUGUGUUGGGAAGGAUUAAUGGCUACCAACCUUACUGCCUAACUAUGGUGUGGUGCUCAGUGUUUGGAGCCAGAAGGGGGAUGGCUUUCCUUUGUGAAAAGAACCAGACUAGCUUGGAUACCCUGCCCUCUGGGGCACUGUGAAAUAAUUCUCCACUUAACUUGCAUCAGCCAUGCACUCGCAAAAGAGCGCAGCAAGUGCUCUAAAGCACUUUGUUUCCCCCCCACAAAAUGAAACAAGAACAUCCGUUUAAAGAAGAUUGGAAACAUUUAUUGAAUAUAUGGGAAAUAACUGUAUACAGCUGAAAAUGCUGGCAGCAUUAAGGUAAAUUCAACUGUUUUUGAUGGACGCAAUAAUGGAAUACUGAAUGGUAUUCCAUUUUUGUAUCAUUUUUGUAAAAAUGAUACAAAAAACCCAGAUAUUUUGUAAAAUAUGCAGGGACUUAUGAUAUGUAAAAUGAAACAUAGAAAGAGAAGGGAAGUCAUUUAUAUCUUAAGGGUGUAAAUUGAGUAUUUUAAAUUCUAAAACAGAAAAUUUAAUACAAAUUAUAUAUAUAAAGCAUUUUGGGGGUUUUAAGUGAGUCCAUACAAUUAUCAGAUCUGGGGUGUGAAACCUGUGGCCAUCCAAGCGUUGCUGGACUACAACUCUGCUCAUCCUUGGCUAUUGGCCGUGCUUGCUGGGGCUGAUGGGAGCUGUGGUUCAGUCAUGUCCAGAGGGCUGCAGGUUCCCCAGCUGUGCUGCCGAUUAAGAACUUGGCAUCUGGAAGGUCAAAGGUUGUUUUAAACCAUUUUUAAUGUUUGAUUUUAAUGCUGUAACCCACCCUGGGACUGGGGAAUGAGGAAGAUAAUAAUGACAAAUGAAGUCCUUCCCUAAUGGUGUUGCUGCCUGCCUGGCCUGCUGGGUUUCAGUGCUGGAGCUUUAACCUUACAUCCUUAUUGUCAAUUUCCUCUGCAGGUCGAGGGCCUGGAAGUGGAGGUGGCACGGGCCACAGUCUUUUACAAGCAGGCCUGGAUGAUCCUCAUGGUAGACACCGCUCUUGCCUGUCCCAUCAGUGAGUCUCUCUGCUUUUGCAUUGCCUUCGACAUUUAACGCUGGGACUUAGUCAGGGCCUGGAUUUGGCCCUCCAGGCCUUCCUACCUGGCCCUUGGGGGACUCUUUGCAGGUCAUGCCCCUCUUACCAGCUGCCUCGUGUGUUUUUUCUGGGAUGGGAAGUAUCCUUGAGCAGUGAUGCCUCUUGUUUGCCUGCUACUAUGGAGAUAUAUAUGUACCUGUAAACCUCUUUGUGUGUGUGUGUGUGUGUGUGUGUGUGUGUGUGUGUGGCAAAAAACACAGUUAUACCUGCUGCUCCUCCUAGUCCUGUCUCCCCCUGUCUCCCCCCCCAUUUGGCCCCCAGAAGGUGAUAUAUAAGGGAAUGCGGCCCUUGCCCAGCUCUGUUUUAAUGGAUUAAAAAUGACAGCACUCUUUUUCAAUAGACUUGUCCCUAUUCUUAACGUCUGGCAUCGAUUCCGGGGCAUUUACCUCUCCUUUACAUGCUGCUGAAGAUUCUCAUUUUGCUGUGACUAUGUGUUCUGUCUGCAGUGGCAUCAAAAUCUGGGUGCAAUGGAUACGGGGACAGUGAAAUCCAUUUGGAUGUUAGAGCCGAAGCCUGUUGGCCGAGCUGUGUGAGCAAAUUCCCCACAGGAUCACACAACCUGGAGGACUGACCAUGCUAGCAAUUUCCCCCAAGGCAAACUUGCUCUGCACAGCAGAUGAUCUGAAGAAAGCAGACUCAGACAGUGUUUCCUGAACUCAGGUCUCCAGCUGUUUUUGGACUACAACUCCCAUCAUCCCUAGCUAGCAGGACCAGUGGUCAGGAAUGAUGGGAACUGUAGUCCAAAAACAGCCAGAGACCUGAGUUUGGGAAACCCUGCUUUAAAGCAUCAUGCAGGGCUCUUUGGAAGCCCUGUGGGGUGCUUUGAAGUCCCAAUUUCGGGGGACUUCAAAGCGUCCAAUCAACUGACCCCAUUGUGACACCAGGUGAUUGCGAGGUCCCUCCCACCUUUCAAAUUUGGCUCACGUCUUUGUCGAACCCUUCAUGAGGUGAUGUAGUGCCAAUAACAAGGGGAAUCUCUGUCUCUUGCAGAUCUCCCUAUUUUCACCACCACCACCUUAAGGUGGGGAACCCCCCGGAUCUUGCCAUCCCUGGUGAGAUUCCCACAUCUGUAUAGAGAUGAAGCUGUUGAGAUGGGCUUGGAUGGGCGUGUGAUUGACGCAGCCACCAUCCUGACAAAUGGAUACAGCUUCCUGGCGGACACCAAAUUCUUCAGCAUCACAGUGCCCAUUGGGGCCCCAGGAGGUCUCAUGGAGGUCAGUAUCUGCUGUUUUGGAAAGGGCUAUAGCUCAGUGUUAGAGCAUCUGAAGGUCGCAGGUUCAAUCCCUGGCAUCUCCCCUUUUGCAGAAGAAAUAACUUUUUGAGAAACUGGAGAAUUUAUUAUUAUUGACACAGCCCUAGCUAAUAUUCUUCCAAUGAAGGCAAUCUGGCUGCCCUCCAAGGAAGACUUCUUUUUGCUCUUACGCCAUUCCUUAAACUUUCUCUCACCGUUAAAAUGUUUAUCCUAAUGUCUGGCAGCAAUCUGUCCCUGCAGCAUUUUGCAAGUCUAUCUGCAGAUGGUGAGUAGGGAGGUUAAUAGACUCUGGGGUGGGGGGAUUAAUGCUAGGGUUGCUUCUAAAGGGUUGCUUCUUAUACAGAGCUGGUACCAGACUCCAUCUAGCUUAAUAUUGUUCCCACUGACUGGCAGCAGCAUCUUCUCUAGCGUUUCAAGCAGGAGACAUUUUAAACAUUCCUCCUCCCACUUUUUCCUUCCAGAGCGACGUGAUUGACAACCACUACGGCACCACCUACAGCAUAAAGCUGCUGUUGGACCGCAGGUGGCAGGGAGACGAGAGUGACCGGACACGCCACCGCAGCUUCAAGGCCAUCCGCACACCAUUUGCUCCUCAUGUACCUGUGCUGACUGACAGUAAGCUCAGGCCUUGUUCUUCCUUCCUCUUGGAGCUUGAAAUACGCCCCUGUCUAGGCAAGAGAAAUCGCGUUCACAUCUGAAAUCCUACUUGCGUCCUAGCAACCUGAACAUUGCCUUAGCCAAUGCACCAAUGCCUUAGCACCACAUAAAAUGAAUGCACCGAUCCAUACUCAGUGCAGUUUUAUUUUAUUUUUUAAUACAAUUUUUAUUGAUUUUAACAUAUAAAUUAUAAAAUGUACCACACAACUUUAUCACUUAUACAAUCUUUUUAGACUUCCAUCAGCACCUCUAAAAAUCCACCGUUGUAAUCACUUCUUCUGCAUUUCUCAAUUUUAUAUUACCUUUAAGUCUCUUAACAAAUUAUCCUCCCCUUUAUCCAUUUUUGUAAUAAUUCCAAUAAUACUCCUCACAAAACUUCUUGCAAACCUACAAACGUCGCCUGAUCUUCACAAAUACUUUUCAAAUAGUCCGUAAAUUUACUGCAGUCUUCUGUGAAUUUCUGGUCCCGUCAGUUUCGAAUCUUUUCUGUUAAUUUAUCUAAUUCUGCAUAGUCCAUUAACUUCAUCCUCCAUUCUUCGAUUGUUGGUAAUUCUUCCAUACUCAAUGCAGUUUUAGAGGUCCCCUCCAGAUGUCCUUCUUACUGUGCAUUCGUGAUGAUCCGCACUCAUGACAGCACCGGGGUGGUUAUACUCAAGCCCAUGUUGUUCGCACCUGCAAAAGCCUGAGGGCAGACAUGAUGUUUAUAUGCCAUGCUAUGAAGCCCUGUGGGGUUGUAGUCAAUGUUAGCCCUACUCAGAGUAGGCCCGUUGAAAUGAAUGGCUAUGGCUCAAAUAGGUCCAUUAAUUCCAGUGGGGCAACAAACACUAGCUUAGGUGGAUACAACCCUAUUGGUGGGGUAGGAGAGCUGAAAAUAAUGCCAGUAUAUUUCACAACUAGCACACCACCUGACGUAUAUUUUGAUCUAGGAGGCUUAGUUUGGUCAGAAUCGAGUAAUAUGCAUUUCCAGAGGUAACACUAAAUACUUCUGGUAAAUGAGCCCCCAUAGCUGCUAGAGGGCUGUGAAAAUUUGUGUACCGGGCUUUUUAGACUCUUGUACCCCUGUACAAUGGUGCCUCUGGUUACAAACUUAAUUUGUUCCCGAAGUCCGUUCUUAACCUGAGGUACCACUUUAGCUAAUGGGGCCUCCCGUUGCUACUGCACGAUUUCUGUUCUCAUCCUGAGGUAAAGUUCUUAACCCAAGGUACUACUUCUGGGUUAGUGGAGUCUGUAACCCGAGGUGUUUGUAACCUGAGGUACCACUGUACUAUCUGAAACCAAAGGGGCGCAUUGGUUGCCAUAUGCUUUUCUUUCUUUCUUUUACAGCUCUCCUCCCCCACAAUAUGUACACGGGGGAAACACUGAACAUUCUAGUACAAAGAAUGGGCCUUGGCAAGGUCUCUAGAAUAUUCCCAGCCAACAUGGCACCCAUCCUGACUUCAGCUCCUAUUGGCUCUGAGGACUGGCCAUGCUGAUGGGAAUAAAACACAUCUGUUUUUUUUUUUAAAUAAUAUUUAUUAAUUUUACAACAGUUUAAACACAACACUACAAAAAAAAAGAAAAAGAAAAAAAAAGAAAAGAAAACAAUACAACACAGUACAGAAACACUACAAAACACUAACACAUAAGAUUAACAAAACAAAACAAAAACCAUUUAAGACACAAAACAAUUUCAAUAUCUUAACUUUCAUUCACUUAUUUCCACGACCUCCUCACACCUCCCUUUUUGUAUUCCACUUCUGUUAAUUGUUUCAGCAAUUCCUUUCCAUCUUCCUCUGUUUUCUUUCCUAUAAUUAUCCUAACACAUUCUAACCUUAUUUUUCCCUUUAAUACUCUAUUAAUCUAUUUAUACUUAAUUCCUUAUAACCUUUCUACUAAAGCCAUAUACAGUAACUUUAUUCCAACGUUUUUCUAACAUUCAUUAGUUUCACAGUAUUUCUGUAAAUAGUCUUUAAACUUUUUCCAGUCUUCUUCCACCGACUCUUCUCCCUGGUCUCGGAUUCUGCCAGUCAUUUCCGCCAGUUCCAUAUAGUCCAUCAACUUCAUCUGCCAUUCUUCCCGGGUGGGUAAAUCUUGUGUCUUCCAUCACAAGAUAAAACACAUCUGAAGGAACCAUGUUGACUACCGUUGGUCAUAGGCCCUUACAAACUUCCAUUCUCUUGGGGGAAGUGGAGCUGUGGGGGACAAUUUUGCCCAGUGUAAAAAACUGGAAUAUGAAAGCUAGGAGCUAAAUGGCACCUUAAAGCUAGGUUAUAGGCACAACAACGGAAUGUCUAGGUACACUUUUUUUAUAUAACAAGAAUACAAAGCUGAAAAUGAAUGAACUGCAGCUAAAAUAUUGCGUUCAUUUUUCACACGGUAUAGUCCUUCCCCUGCCCACUCCCCUAAUAUUCUUAAGGAGGUCUCUUCUCCAGUUUUCAGAAAGUAGCUGGAAGUGGGGAGGCAGGAAAAGCUCCCCCUUUCCUUCCACUCUGCAGUUUUAAUCUGAAAUCUUGGGCGCAGCACUGCGCCUAGAGCUCAGAAACUGCUCACACUAAUGAGAUUCCUUGUCACAAAAUGCGCUGGACAAUGGGAGUUUCGAAUGCUGCUUUUGUCUCCGCCUCAGCUGACGCCAUCUACUACCCAAUGCACCAUCUCUCUUCCAGACACAGUCGCUGAGAGAGGUUACUUUGACAUCAGCCUAGGCAACUUCCUCCCAGACUUGGAGCUGGUCACCAUUGCAGUUGGCGGCAAGCCCUUAAUGCCUGCAGAGCUCAAAGGGCGUGGUUUCGGCCUGGGCGAAGCCCCCAACCCCAACAACACGAGGGUCUUCAUCCUGCAGGUCCCUUUCACUGACCCCCUGGUGGAGCAGGAGGUAGGGGCCUAAUUUGCCGUCAGCUUUGAAGGAUUGUUUCUGUUGCACAGGCAGCCGGGGUGUGUGUGCAGAGUAUAGUUUUCAGAGGCCACAAUAAGAGACUAGUCCUCAUUGCUGCAAAGUAGAGCUUGAGCAGGGAAAUUACAGUCUUAUGAAACAGAAAGACUAGAAUGUGUGUGUUUGCUGGGCUUUUGAGGCGAGGUGUAGCAGUUCUUCCAUUCAGGGAAGGUAGUCAAGGAUCUGUUUGCAUUUACUCUGGGCUCUUAUCCUUUAGCAUUCUCCUUCUGAGCAAUCUUGAUGAAGGUAAACUUUGCCUUGGUACAGCAGCUUAGUUUCUACUACCCCCCACCUGUCAUCUAUCCAGGAAAGCAGAAUUUAAUGUGGGAUAUUCCAGCCAGACAAAAGUGCUUGGGGUAUAAGGCCUGUGAAGGAUGUGGCAUGAGGAUUGCUGAGGGCCACGUUCGGCCUUGGGGACCUGGGAUUCCCACCCCUUUUCUAGAAUAUCUUACAUUUCUUACUUCUCCAUCACACAAGCAAACAAGAGACCUUCCCAAUUGUAAUUUGGCUAUCCAUAACCAUGGUUUAAAAAGAAGUUAAACCAACUAUAUUAUUUACAAGUUGGCUUAUGGCCCAAAAACUGGUUUAAACAAACAUGUAUUUGCCCGGUAGCAGAAGACAUGGGGAAAGGCCUUAAGUCAGCAGCAGAGUAACUGUUUUUCAUGCAGAAGGUCCCUGGUUCAAAUCCUGGCAUCUCCAGGUAGGGCCCUCCCUGAAACCCUUGAGAGCUACUGUGUAGACAGUAUUGAGCUGGAUGGCACCAUGGUGUGACUCAGUAUAAGGCGACUUCCUAUGACUGAGCUGGCAAAGCCUCUCCAUUGCAAGGAGUUUCGGAGCCUGAGAAUAGCCACUUAGAGGGUCCUCUCUUGGUAAAGGUAAAGGGACCCCUGACCAUUAGGUCCAGUCGUGGCCGACUCUGGGGUUGUGGCGCUCAUCUCGCUUUAUUGGCCGAGGGAGCCGGCGUACAGCUUCCGGGUCAUGUGGCCAGCAUGACUAAGCCGCUUCUGGCGAACCAGAGCACGGAAACACCAUUUACCUUCCCGCCGGAGCGGUACCUAUUUAUCUACUUGCACUUUGAUGUGCUUUCGAACUGCUAGGUUGGCAGGAGUAGGGACCAAGCAACAGGAGCUCACCCCGUUGCGGGGAUUCGAACCGCCAACCUUCUGAUCGGCAAGUCCUAGGCUCUGUGGUUUAACCCACAGCGCUACCCGCAUCCCGUCCUCUCUUGAGUUCCUGCCAAAUGAGCCCCAGAUGUUGGUGGGAGAGGCAAUAUUAUUAUUUAUUUAAAAGAUGGCCUUCUCCCAAGCAGCUUAAACCCAGGCAGGCUCCUAUGGGAGAACACGGUCUUCCGAAUAACCUGUUCUCAAAUUGUGUUUGUAGAGCUCACAACCCAUAAUCUGAAUCGUGCCUGGGAACUAGCCAGUAGUCGGUGAGGCUACUGUAGCAAGCAAGUCAUACAGUCGUACCUCGGCUCCCGAACGCCUUGGGAGUCGGACAUUCUGCCUCCCAAACCAUCGAAAACCGGAAGUGAUUGUUCCGGUUUUUAAACGUUCUUUUGGAAGCCGAACGUCCGACAGGGCUUCCAAUUGGCUGCAAGAACUUCCUGCAGCCAAUCGGAGGCUGCGCUUUGGAAGUCGAACGGACUUCCGGAACGGAUUCUGUUCGACUUCCGAGGUACGACUGUGCUCCCUAUAAAACCAGUCCCGGUUAAUAUUUUGGCUGCAUUGUUCUGCGCCACCUGAACGCCCUUCAAAGGUGGCCCCAUGUAGAGUGCAUCACAGUUAAAAAAAAAUAGUGUCACGCUGAUAACAAGCUGGAUGGAGAGAAUGAUGGGAGAUUUGAAUUCGUAACCUUUGGGGUGGAGGGGCUUCCAGCUUUCAUUGUGCCGUGAACGGGCCCUUCUCUUCUCCAGUACCUGUAUGACAACAUCAGAAGAUACACCCUGCGGCUAGAAUACACCUUCAACCUGAACCCAAAGGGCAAGCCUUUCACCUACCCUGGGGUAAUUGAAUGUGACGUCCCUGAUGUUGGUGAGUCUGCUUGAGCAGAGGGAGGGGCUUUGAAGUAUCUGUCUUUCAAAGCAGUUUAAAAUAUAUACAUGGGAAGGAAUGCAGUGUUGCUCAGUCAAUCCAGUACGAUUGCCUAUCAAGUGUAAAUUACAUCUGUACAGAUAUUCUUAGAAAUAAGCAAUAGUUUGGAAAUAUUUGAGCUGUGUACACACCAUAUGUCUGAAGCACAUUUCAAGCAUGUGGUUUCCUCCCAAAAAGUCUUUGGAACUGUAGCUCACCCUCUCCGAGAGCUACAUUUCCCAGCACCCUUAAUGAACUACAGUUCCCAGGAUUCUAUCAGGGAGCCUUUAAAUGUAUAGUGACAGCCUUGUUCCGUCAUAUGAAACCUUUUUGCUUUUAAGUUUGUGCUUAUCAUCUGUAUGUUUUAAGCCCUUGAAUUAAGAAUAGGGGCCUCUGGCGUCCUCACCUUGCAGAACUGCUCUUAAGUUAUUUUAUGCAGGUGUGCCCAAAAAAUGCACAACGUAAUUGCAAGCAUUAUAAUAGAUUAGGGAUACCCAACAUGGUGCUCUCUAGAUUUUGGACACUCUUUGGCAAGCAUGAACAAUGGUCAGGAGCCACAGGAGCUGGCGUUGACAGCGUCCUGAGGGUGUCCACGUUGCCUAUCACUGAAAGAGACCACAAAGAUUCCUAAUGAAAUGUAUUCAAUUAAGUCUGGAAUCUCUGUGGAGAAGAUGGCCUCUCUUGCCAGUAGAUCUCAGUCGUUGCAAAACUGUGUGUUUUGAGAGAGGCUGUGCCUUGUAACAUCUUCUGUAUACGUAGCAAGAUAUAUUUGGUGAUGCCCUCUUCCUCACCUACCAUUCUUCAGUUCUUCCAACCUUCGAAGGCUUCUGUGAGACGGGGAGGAUUGGACUGGUAAUGACCCACGGAAACUUGGAUCGCUACUGGGUCCCGUACGUGGGGAAUUUGCAGCUGACAAAUGAAUUGGCCGCAUCGCAGAACUACACUGUGCAGGAUGAUGGCAGCUACUACUACCUCUCAGUGCCCUUUUUGGCACCUGGCUUGGUGUAUGAGGUAGGCCUGAGUUGGGGAAGGGUCCUGCCACCACUUUUGGCCUUGAGUUGACGCGGGAGCCGACCCGAUCAGAUAUGUGUGACGUGAGUUUGUGUGUGUUGCCGCAGGAUAUCUCCCUCCAAGGACUAACUGCCCGGCUCGACUUCACCCUGAGGGACAACAAGACGUCAGCGGUACUGGUAGCGUUCCGCGUUGGCUGUAUUUUCCCCACCGGAAAACUGCUUGGUAAGGAAUUUGGCAUGGCGGUUCCGUUUUGUGUGGAGUAAGACUUGUUUGGCAACCUAUUUCAACCCAAGGCGCACAUUCCCUGAUGGAAGCGGGGUGGGCUUGUAGCAGGCAGGGCCAGGGGCAAAAGUGGAGAGAUUUCUUGUAGAAAGUGAUGAACAAUAAUUUUGGAGAUGGACCUUAGCUUGCCCUGUAUGCAGCAGGGGCAGGGAGCCGGGUUCUGCCCCUCAUAAUGUAAAGGGACCCCUGACCAUUAGGUCCAGUCGUGACCAACUGGGGUUGCGGCACUCAUCUCGCUUUAUUGGCCACGGGAGUCGGCAUACAGCUUCCGGGUCAUGUGGCCAGCAUGACUAAGCCGCUUCUGUUUUUUUGGUUUUUUAAAAGAUAUUUAUUGAGCAUUUUAAAGUUACAAAGAAAAAAGAAAGAAAAAAUACGAAAGAGAGAAAAAGAAAGAAAGGAAUAGAUAAAAAAACAAUUAAACAAUACAAAUCAAUACAAACCAAAAUCAAAAAGAAAAAACAAAACACACAAUGCAACACAAUCAAGAAACAAAAAUAUACAACAAAUUUAAAAACAAAUCCAAUAUUCCCAAAUCCUUAACUUUCAUUAACUUAUUUCAUCGGCCUCCUCACACCUCCCUUUUUUGUAUUCUAGUUGUUAAUUAUCUCAGCAAAUCCUUUCCAUCUUUCACAAUAUUCUGUCAUUAAAUUACCUUGAUCUAUUUUAACCUUAUCUUACCAUAAAAAACCUUAAAACUUAAAUCUUAUUUAUACCAAAUUCUUUUAACCAUAACAUAAGAAUAUGUUAUUUUUAACAUUUCUGCUAAAGCCAAUUAAUUUCAUUCCAACAUUUUUCUGCUACUCAUUAAUUUUGCGAUACUUUUCUAAAUAAAUUUUUAAAACUUUCUUCCAAUCUUCAUCCAUCGUCUCUUCUCCUGGUCUCGGGUUUUGUCAGUCCUUUCUAUCCCAUCCAUCUAGUCCAUCAACCUGGUGACCUUAUAUCCGAGGCUCUUAAGUCUUUUCCAUGUCCCUUCCGCAGGUCUUCUUCAUGUUUAUACCUGUACUUUACUUUGUCUUCUGCUCCUUUCACUCUGGGAGACUCCAACUUGACAAUAUUUUUGUCCCUUCUCGACAAGUCAGCCCCUUUUCCAUAGUCAACACUGAAAUCCAUGUGGUAUUUAAAAGCAUGUUUCAAGGCCCCUCCAAAAUUAGGGGCCCCCACAACUCCGAGCUCCCCCCGGCCUAAAGCCAGACUUGAAAAAUCAAAACAUCUCUGCAUAGGGGGGUCCAUCCAGCCCCCCAUCUCCAAACCAAGCAGAUCUCCGUCUCUCCAAAUCUGACUUUUUCCAGGUUCAUUCAUCAAAUCCAACGACUCAUGUUCCUGCUGGGCCACAGCUCCUUCCAUCUCUGCCACCCGAGGUCCAGCAACAGCCUCCUCCCUCAUCUCAUCUGUCAAAGCACAUUCCUGGGUUAAUUCCUGAGUGGGUUCUAUAUAGGUACCCACUGCCUGUCCAAAAUUUCCUAUCGCAACUGUCAUUAAAUCCAUUUUGUCAUGUAACUGUUCCAAUAAAGCACUUGUCUUCCAAAAGGCAAGCACCAGAGCCUCUGAGCACAUUCUUGUUCAAGGUUGAAGUCUGGUCCCACGAUCUUAAUCUUUUACAGCUGCAAAAACUCCCCAGUUCGACUUUAAUAACAGUUUCACAAGCUCCCUCUAGGGGAGACAAUUUCUAUUUGUAUCCAUCUUUUUUCCCUUUUUUUUUUAAAGGCAGAUUUAGCAACAAAGUUUUCCUUUUUCGGAUAUUUUGUCAAUAUUUUGUUCCUUUUAAAAGCGAAAGGGAACAAUGGAAUCAAUAUGCUUCUGUUCUUUUAACUAUCUGUCAAAGACGUUUGUCCAUAGUCAAUGGGCUUCUCCAAAACGUCUGUCUUGACACCCCGCUCCCAGGUUCAAGACGGUGGAAAAUUACCUUUCUUUACUCUCUCUUCUGCAGGUUUAAACAGUCCAAAAAAGAUUCCCCCCUCUUCUCCUGCUUCCAAGGGGGGUUCAGUAGUUUUAAAUGAUGAAAAUUUAGUCCUUUACAAACGACUUUCUGAAUUCUAGCUUGCCGUGUCUUUGCUUCAAUCUAUCUACAAAAAGCGGAAGGCGGACUUCCUGUUUAGACCUUCCCGCUUUCGGUGCCUAAUUAAGAAAUUUCACAGUCCAAUUUUCCGUUCUACUCAUGGGCAGUUGUUUGAAAUCCAAUUGUCCACAGGAAAAAGUCAGCGCUCUCCGGCAACAGCAAUGCGGCUUCACUCUGUGAAAGAAGCAGUCGAUUCAAAGCACCGCGCCACUCACCCCACGUCGCUCCGGAUCCCCAAAACAGGGUUUCCCCGCGAGUGGAGGGGGCGCAAAGGUGCCAGCCGAAUCCCACGUCCACAGGCUUCUCCCUGUGGCGGUUCAGACCCUGUUUUCCACGGAGCGGGUUCCUCCCGAUCGGAGGAAAUCCUCCAUUGCCAGAGGCGCCAACCCGGAAGUCCAUGACUAAGGCGCUUCUGGCGAACCAGAGCAGCGCACGGAAAAGCCGUUUACCUUCCUGCUGGAGCGGUACCUAUUUAUCUACUUGCACUUUGACAUGCUUUCGAACUGUUAGGUUGGCAGGAGCAGGGACCGAGCAAUGGGAGCUCACCCCAUAGUAGGGAUUCGAACUGCCGACCUUCUGAUCAGCAAGCCCUAGGCUCUGUGGUUUAACCCACAGCAGAGCGCCACCCGCAUCCCCCUGCCCCUCAUGAUGUUCCCCACAAAAGCUCAACAACUUUGGCUGACCCCUCUCUAACAAAAAUUCUGGCUACACCCAUGCUUGGUAAAAUAGUGCCCUGUGUGAGGCCAGUCCUCAUGCCACCUUCCCAAAGCCAGGUAGAGGAGGUGUCUGGCUUUGGGAAGGAGGCAUAAGGCUCUGGCAGGGUCCUAGACCCCUUCUUCCUCCAUCCCAAAGCUGGGCAAGUGUUAACUAGGCUUUGGGAAGGAGACAGGAGGACUCUAGGACCCUGUCUGAGGCGUGAGGGUCAGUGUUGACAAUGCUAAGUCAGAUGGACCCAAUGGUCUGAUUCAAUAAAAGACAGCUUGCUGCAUUUUCUCUUUCUUCCUGCAGUGUGUCUCCCCAAUGGAACCAUAAUGGCCACGGUCCUCGGCCUGGACACGAAGCCGGAUUUGGACCCCAGGAAAACCCACCUACGGGACAAGAAUUGUGGGCCAGUGGCUGCUGAUGAGUCCAAGGCCCUCUUCUCUUUCCCAGUGGCUUCUUGUGGCACCACAAGGAGGGUAGGUAGCUCCUAGGGCAGGGAGCACCCGUACCACCAGCUCCUGACAGAACUCUACAGCUUUGGACAAAUGCUGAAGACACACUUCUUUACCUGGGCCAGAUACACUUGAGACACAUGUUUUCAAUUCCUGUCACUGUAAUCCAUGUAAAUUGCUUUUAAUUGUAAAUUUGUAACCUGCCCUGGGACCCACUGGUGGAGGGCGAGUAACAAAUUUAGUAGCAAAAUAGUAUUUAGUAAUAAUACUAUUUAGUAGUAAUAGUAUUAACAGUAUUAUUAACCACCGCCACCAAUGUUGAGGCAGCUCCUCUAGCACCUUCCUUGGGGCUGCUAAAGACCUGCUAAAGACCAAUAAUGGUGGCAGAAGCAAAGGAGCGGCAGGCCAAGGAAAACACAUACCAUUGGCUCCCAUUUGGCCUGGGAGGACUCUCGUCAUUCUUCGUUUUAUUGAGUGGUUUUAGUGUAAAUCGCCUUGGCUGGCAGAAAGGUGGCUUAUGAGUUCAACAACAACAAUAAUAAAAUUGCCUACAGUCAGGAGACCAGGGUGUAAAGGGGUGCGUCUUCAGAUGGAAACAACAUAAUGACGGGGCCAGACACACCUCUGUAAGAGAGACAAAUCUGCAACUCAGGGUUCCCCAACUAUGGAGCCCCCCCUUGCACUGAAUUUCUUCUCUGCCCUUCAGUUUGACGGUAACUACUUGGUAUACGAGAACGAAGUGACCUUCAGGAGAGAGUUGAUUCCGGAAGCAAGUCCAGUUAUAACCAGGGACUCCCAGUACAGGUGAGGCGGCUCCGUGAUUAAAAUGUUCCAGAAGAGAUGCUGUCCUUUUCUUCUUCUUCUGGUGGUGGUGGAAUGGACCACAUGGCUUGUGUAAGAGUACAGGUCCGGCUUUUCUCUCCAGGCUGACCCUGCGCUGCCGUUACCCCCUCAACGAGGUGCUCCGGGUAUGGGCCCGCCAGCUGCAGGGGGGACAGGUGACAUCUCAACCCUACGCUCUUGAAGCCAAAGGUAAGCCGGUCACUCACACUGUUGGCAUGUCCUUCCUGGAUCAGGCAGGCAUUCUGCCUAUCCGGGAGAAGUGUUUCUCCCUUGUAAUGCAAGAACCUCGGUGGCAUCCCAGCGAAUGCAAAUUCGUGGAGGGAUGUGGCUGUACGCUUGCCACAAUGGCUGUGUUUGGCCUCCACUGUCAGAGUGACUCAAAAACUCUGAAAACCUGUUGCUGGGAAUUGCAGUUGGGAAGAAUGUUCCUGUGCUUUGGGGGCUUCCUGUGGGCAUCUGGGGUGGCCUGUGAGAACAGGAUGCUUUGUAUAUGGUAUGAUGAACUCACAGUACAGUGGUACCUCGGGUUACAUACGCUUCAGGUUACAGACUCCGCUAACCCAGAAAUAGUGCUUCAGGUUAAGAACUUUGCUUCAGGAUGAGAACAGAAAUUGUGCUCCGGCGGCAGCAGGAGGCCCCAUUAGCUAAAGUGGUUCUUCAGGUUAAGAACAGUUUCAGGUUAAGUAUGGACCUCCCAAACGAAUUAAGUACUUAACCCGAGGUACCACUGUAUUAUAAUACUGUGGUUAUGAUAUAAUAGACAGAAGGGUGCGGCAGAAGAGGAGAAGCAACAACUCUGUGGAAAACAGAGUGGGAAGUCGAGAAAAAGAAAAGUCGAAAUUGUUUUGAUUGUACAUGUUAAAAAUGUUGAAACUUAAUAAAAUGUAAUUGAAAAAGAGAACAAGAUAUUUGACCUGAUGAUGCCUUUGGUCAACUCCUAAGGGCUGAGGUACCUUCGUGCACCCCCAAAUAAUAUUUGAGAGGGCCGGGCCUCCCUAAAAUGGAUGGAGAUUGCCAUUCAAAUGGUGAUUGUGUGCUGUAUCUUGUGGUUAUGUGGGGUGGGGCUUACCUGCCCCCCAUAUUUUAUUCGACUUGGCACCCCUGGACUUGAAAAGGGCUGUUUUCACUUCCCAGAGAUACAGGAAAACCUUUCUACCUCCCCACUUCUUGAAAACAUGGCUUCUGCUCAAAUAAUGGUCCCAUUUCUAAGGACCCCAAAGUGUUAUGCUAGAACAGGGGUCAGCAAACUUUUUCAGCAGGUGGCCGGUCCACUGUCCCUCAGACCUUGUGGGGGGCCGGACUAUAUUUGGGGGGUGGGAUGAACGAAUUCCUAUGCCCCACAAAUAACCCAGAGAUGCAUUUUAAGCAAAAGAACACAUUCUACUCAUGUAAAACCAUGCUCAUUCCUGGACCGUCUGCGGGCCGGAUUUAGAAGGUGAUUGGGCUGGAUCCAGCCCCUGGGCCUUAGUUUGCCUACCUAUGUGCUAGAAUGUAAUGUGGACUUAACACACAUCAUCUGUGGUGGUGGGUGUAGGAACAACUCCAUUAUGUUCCUCUUGUGUAAUGUUUGAUUGCUUCCUAACAACUGGGGUGUGCCUGUCUUUCAGCAUAUCAGCGGAAGAGGUCUGCAGAUCACCAUGCUGUAUCCCAGAUAGCAGGCCGCUCUUCAUCAGGUAAAGCCUCGACCAUCAUCUCAACCUGUGGAAUGCCACUUUGACAGGAAUAAGUACCUGGUCUUCACUGGCCCAGAUAUCACAGCAGGGACUGUGUGUUGCGGGAGAGGGAGGUUGGUAACUUUGGGUAGAUACCAAGGAUCCAGACCGUGUGGAGAGAAGAAGGCGGGAUGGGGAGGGGGGGUUGGUAUCUUCAGGCAGAUACCAAGCUUCCCACCUGGCAGCUAGAGCUCUGUGCUGCGGGCGACACGCAUUUGUCCCAUGGGCUGCUGAAAUUUUGAACCAGCCUUGUCUGCGGGUGCUUGACUUAAAAUCAGGGCAUGCUGAAAAUCUGCUUCUUUAAAAACAGAAUAAAAACACACUCCGAAAACCCCACCACUGUUGUCACCCCCAAAAGUAAAGUAAAUGCAAAUAAUACAACUUGGAACUGGUGACGUAUAAACUUUGGAGAGCUCGUGUUUCAUGAUAGUUCAUUGAGGAGGGAACAGAACUCAGUGGUGUGGAGAAACACACUUUGCAUGCGCAAUGGUCCCAAGCAGGUUCAGUCUCUGGUCUCUGUCUCCAUUUAAAGCUUUGAAGAGCAGGUGAUGAUUGCAAAGAUCCUCUGCCCUAAGAUGAGCUGCUGCUAGCAGGACCUGACAACACUAGGCUAGAUGAACAAAUAGUCUGUCUUCAAGUAUAAUAAGACCACUUGCUAUGUUCUUAGGGCAAAGCCUCUGCGGCCCUGAGUCGGCUCAGUAGACACUAACUCCUUGUUCCUUUGUUGCAGGAGCAGCUGCAAAAGCCAUCUCCAUAGCUUUGUUUGGGGUAGCUGCUGCAAUCGGCAUGAUCCUCCCUGUUGGAUUAAUUGGUUGUUAA